AUGACUGCCGAUAUAGAACAACAACCACAAGAAUAUGAUGACGGCGGUCUGCCAGGUCCUGGAGCCCCAACGCCGCUUUCAGCUCUUGAGGGCGUUGCAGGUUUGACUGCACGAGAUAUUAAGCUCAUCGUCGAUGGUGGCUUUCAUACUGUGGAGUCGGUUGCGUACACUCCUAAGCGUGUGCUUGAGCAGAUCAAAGGUAUCUCAGAGCAGAAAGCGACGAAGAUCUUAGCGGAGGCUUCCAAACUCGUCCCUAUGGGGUUCACAACGGCUACGGAAAUGCAUGCACGUCGAAGCGAGCUUAUAUCCAUUACGACUGGAUCAAAACAACUAGACACACUACUCGCCGGAGGUAUUGAGACGGGAUCUAUAACCGAGAUAUUUGGAGAAUUCAGGACGGGAAAGAGUCAGCUUUGUCACACACUGGCAGUCACUUGCCAAUUGCCAUUCGAUAUGGGUGGCGGCGAAGGAAAAUGUCUCUAUAUUGAUACUGAAGGCACCUUUCGUCCCGUGCGAUUACUUGCCGUUGCCCAACGAUAUGGCCUCGUCGGAGAAGAAGUACUAGACAACGUCGCAUAUGCUCGCGCCUACAACUCGGAUCAUCAACUACAGCUUCUCAACCAGGCAUCUCAGAUGAUGUGUGAGACCCGCUUCUCGCUUUUGAUUGUCGACUCAGCAACCGCGCUUUACCGAACCGAUUUCAAUGGUCGUGGUGAGUUGUCCAAUCGUCAAACUCAUUUAGCCAAGUUCUUGCGUACCUUGCAGCGACUCGCGGAUGAAUUUGGAAUUGCAGUCGUGAUUACAAACCAAGUUGUCUCGCAGGUCGAUGGUGGCCCAAGUUCAAUGUAUAACCCUGAUCCUAAGAAACCCAUCGGUGGUAAUAUCAUUGCCCAUGCAAGCACGACUCGUUUAAGCUUGAAGAAGGGUCGAGGCGAGACUAGAAUAUGCAAAAUUUACGACAGUCCCUGUCUACCUGAGAGUGACUGUCUGUUCGCGAUUAGGGAGGAUGGUAUUGGUGAUCCUAGCCCGAAGGAUCUGGAGAAUGAGUAG
This is a messenger RNA of Talaromyces amestolkiae, 1050 nucleotides long. RefSeq lists its product as uncharacterized. Gene Ontology annotation, biological process: chromosome organization involved in meiotic cell cycle; mitotic recombination-dependent replication fork processing; DNA recombinase assembly. Gene Ontology annotation, cellular component: condensed nuclear chromosome. The transcript has 4 exons. The coding region runs from base 1 to 1050 and encodes 349 amino acids. Gene Ontology annotation, molecular function: ATP-dependent DNA damage sensor activity; ATP hydrolysis activity; ATP binding. The record is from RefSeq and is a predicted model, not a curated record. Lineage: Eukaryota; Fungi; Ascomycota; Eurotiomycetes; Eurotiales; Trichocomaceae.